GUUCACCAGAGGAAACACCGAUGCACGCCAUGCUUUCCCUCCCAGCUGCUGCUCUGUGCGCCCUGUGUUCAGCGCUGGUUGCCAUGGCAGCACAGCUGACUCAGGAGGACCUGACAUUGACCAGGAGAGUUGGUGGGAAAGUUUCCUUCAGCUGUCGAGGCACUGAACAGUGUAACAGUUAUUAUGUAUUCUGGUACCAGAAGAGAGACACAGAAACAUUCACACGGAUUCUUCGUAUUAAUAAGAGAAAUGGAGACACAUAUAAGGGGUACAAUCAUCCUCAGAAAGAUGAUUUCACAGCUGUGAAUAAAGACGGCUGGGAUUUGGAGAUACAGAAAGUUAAACCCAGUCAUUCAGCCUCCUACUACUGCUCCUGCUAUUACUAUGGUUACUUCAUCUUUGGCUCUGGGACCAAACUGUACGUAACAGGUGAGGAGGUGGUGAAGCCCGUGGUGAGCGUGUACCCAGCAGCAUCCAGCGCCAACCUGGAGGGGAGGAGCUCCCUGCUGUGUCUGGCCUCCUCCAUGUUUCCUCCUCUGGUCCGGUUCUCCUGGAAAAGACAGAAGGAGAACGGUCCUCUGGUGGAGAUGCUCCCUGCUGAGGCAGAGCAGCUGGAGCUCACAGAGUCCGGACGCACCGCCGCCAUCUUGCUGGUCCAUCAGCAGGAGAACAGCCGCUAUCGAUACCGCUGCUGCGUCCAUCACGAGGGGGGAAGGGUGGAGGCCCAGACCGAGCAAGAGGUCAGAGUUCCUUCAUCAGCUCCUCCAUCAGCUCUUCCAUCAUCUCCUCCAUCAUCUCCUCCAUCAGCUCCAGGCCCGUCUCCGUACCAGGUGAAGCUGCUGUGCCGGCUCUACGUGGGGCUGGUAGUGAAGAGCCUGGUGUUCUGCUGUGGAGUCUCUCUGGUGAUGGUCCUCAGGAACACUGCUCACAUGUAGGACUUCUCUCCUCUUCACCUCCAUCCGUUAGUCCCUUUGAUCAGCAGUCAUUAACAUCUGCUUCCAGGUGAUGCUGAUGUUCAGAUGUUAAACACCACCAUCCUAAAGGUAUGAAUACAUACACCUGUGUAUUCUACUGACAUUUACUGUCAUUAUUUCUACUGUUAAUUACAGUAUUUCUACUUAAACAUCUUGUAUAAUGAUGGAACAUGAUGCGGAAUCAUCAGCUGUCUGUUAAAUAUUCUGAUUUUCCGUCUAAUGAAUGUUGAUUAUCUGAUUGUUGGGAUCCUGAAGUGAUGGUUUUAUACGUAAUAUUGAUGAAGUCUAUUUGUGGUCGUUGUGUUUUCUGCUUCAGUUUGUUUCUUCAUGCAUUGAACACGUUAUGAA
Molecule: messenger RNA, 1322 nt
Organism: Pungitius pungitius (ninespine stickleback)
Lineage: Eukaryota; Metazoa; Chordata; Actinopteri; Perciformes; Gasterosteidae
Product: immunoglobulin lambda-1 light chain-like
Exons: 5
Coding region: 21-935 (304 amino acids)
Source: RefSeq, a predicted model, not a curated record